Sorex araneus (European shrew) is the source of this 1158-nucleotide messenger RNA. Its product is annotated as WD repeat domain phosphoinositide-interacting protein 2-like. Gene Ontology annotation, molecular function: protein binding; phosphatidylinositol-3,5-bisphosphate binding; phosphatidylinositol-3-phosphate binding. Gene Ontology annotation, biological process: nucleophagy; autophagy of mitochondrion; protein localization to phagophore assembly site. Bases 1 to 1158 code for a protein of 385 amino acids. Gene Ontology annotation, cellular component: extrinsic component of membrane; cytosol; phagophore assembly site membrane. Lineage: Eukaryota; Metazoa; Chordata; Mammalia; Eulipotyphla; Soricidae. The record is from RefSeq and is a predicted model, not a curated record. The transcript has a single exon.
AUGAACCUGCAGGGCCCGGGGGACGCCGGCCCAGGCCAGCUGCUCUACGCCAACUUCCACAGGGCCGCGACCACCCCGGCGGAGGCGGCGGAGAGGAGCCCCGAGGAGUCCUGGCCCCCUGCGGCCAAGUGGUCCCUGGUGACGGGCAGGACGUCGGGCUACUCCAUCUUGUCCCUGCCGUCCGUGGAGCGGCUGGAAGUGUUCCACGAGUGCCGCGAGCUCGAGGACGUGGGCAUCGUGGAGCCGCUCUUCGCGGGCCUGGCGGGCGCCGUGGCCCUGGUGAGCCUCAAGGCGCCGCGCAAGCUCAGCAUCCGCCACCUCCCGCGCGGCCUCGAGUGCUGCUCCUUCCACUUCUCCACCAGCGUCCUGGCCGUGCGGGCCAGCGCGCAGCGGCUGCUCGUGUGCCUGGAGCAGUGCCUCUUUCUCUACGGCCUGCGCGACCUGAGGCUGCUGCACGUGAUCAAGGAGACGCCCCCCAACCCCGCGGGCGUGUGCGCGCUGUCGCCGGGCGGCAGCGCCCUGGCCUACGUGGGCAGUGCCAGCUUCGGCAACGUGCAGGUCUUCGACACGGCGCUCCUGAGGGCCUCCGGCACCAUCCUGGCGCACGACAGCCCCCUGGCCGCGCUGGCCUUUGACCGCAGCGGCACCCAGCUGGCCACGGCGUCCGAAAAGGGGACUGUCAUCCGGGUGUUCUCCGUCCCCUGGGGACAGAAGCUCCACGAGUUCCGGAGGGGCCUCAAGAGGUGCGUCACCAUCCACUCGCUGGCCUUCAGCGGGGACGGCGCCUUCCUGGCGGCGUCCAGCAACACCGAGACGGUGCACGUCUUCAAGCUCCCGACGGAGGCCGAGGCGCGCCGGGAGGAGGAGGCCACCACGUGGCUCGGCUACUUCGGGAAAGCCCUCCUGGCCUCCACCCUCUACCUGCCUUCGCAGGUCACCGAGGUCUUCCACCAGGACAGGGCCUUCGCCACCGCCCACCUGCCCUGCGGUGGCCAUAGGAAUAUCUGCUCGGUGGCCACCAUUCAGAAGAUGCCCCGGUUGCUGGUGGCUUCUUCCGACGGGCAUUUAUACAUUUACAACCUGGACCCCCAGGAAGGGGGCGAGUGCACCCUGGUGAAACGGCACCAAUUGUACGGCCAGGGUGGAGACGACCAGUGA